GCUGCUGCUGCCUCUCCAAGCUGGGGCCUUCAAAGGUGUUGUAGGGCCUCGAGCCUCUGAAGGAGGUGUCUUAUGAAGGCUGGAGGCGUGGGAGACAAGGGGAGAAAAGUGGCGUUAACGAGGAGAAGCAUCGCUCCUCCGGCAGCCGCGGCGAGUCACUAUUAUCCAACCGCGAAUUAUCCCAAUACCACAGGCAGUCCCGGGCGCUGAUUGGCCUGUGUCGCCGCGACCCGCGCUCUCAUUGGUCAACACCACGGGGGAUUAGGUGUGUAUGCAUUGUUCGUGUAAAUAGUGUUGAAAUGAUUACAGGUCCCGGGCGGCGGUAUAAACGAAAUAAGCAGUGUCGCGGGCCGGCCAGUCGCUAGGUGUGGCCUGAGCUUCGCGGAGGCCGCCCGGCGUGUAUCUGAGUGUGUGAGUGCGUGAGUGACACUCCAGUGACGCCGCCAUGAUGGAGCGCUCCCUCAAGUCUGCCUCGCCGCCUCCCCCGCCGCAGGACCCCCAACACAGCCCGCCGCCGCUCCCGCAGAUGGAGACGCAGCUGUCGCCGACGACGGGCCCGCCGCCCGGCCGCUCCUCCCGCGUGUACACCAUCGAGGACAUCCUGGGCCGCCCGCAGCCGCAGGAGUCCUCAGCGCCGCAGGUCAACGCCAUCGACAGUCAAGCUGCAGAGUCAGCGACGAGCGUGGGCAGCCCCGAGGUGUCCCCCAAGACCGAGGGGGAGAUGGUCACGUCCCCUGAGUGCCACGACCAGCACUCGGACCCCUUCGACCCCGAGAAGCCCCGCAAGGUGACCCUCACACGUUCUUAUCGCCCUCAGGUCCGUCGUUCCCGUACCACCUUCACCACCUACCAACUGCACCAGCUGGAGCGCGCCUUCGAGAAGACCCAGUACCCCGAUGUGUUCACCCGCGAGGAGCUGGCCAUGAGGCUUGACCUGUCCGAGGCACGCGUCCAGGUGAGCCACACAGGUUAAUUGUUGUC
Molecule: messenger RNA, 981 nt
Organism: Eriocheir sinensis (Chinese mitten crab)
Lineage: Eukaryota; Metazoa; Arthropoda; Malacostraca; Decapoda; Varunidae
Product: retinal homeobox protein Rx2-like
Exons: 3
Coding region: 446-973 (175 amino acids)
Biological process (GO): regulation of transcription by RNA polymerase II
Molecular function (GO): RNA polymerase II transcription regulatory region sequence-specific DNA binding; DNA-binding transcription factor activity, RNA polymerase II-specific
Source: RefSeq, a predicted model, not a curated record